Molecule: messenger RNA, 1951 nt
Organism: Gadus macrocephalus (Pacific cod)
Lineage: Eukaryota; Metazoa; Chordata; Actinopteri; Gadiformes; Gadidae
Exons: 3
Coding region: 122-772 (216 amino acids)
Source: RefSeq, a predicted model, not a curated record
UGUCAACGUCCAUCGUAAAGAGGAAGGCGUGCGCGGGGAUCCGGAGAGCACGCACCUUGGUAACGAAAUCAUAGGUAUCCUUCACGUAGCUCGCGUGGGAGAUAGACAAAGGAUAAAGGUAAUGAUCGAGAAACUCGGCCGUGUGGUAGGUCUCGCUGCUGCAGUCAGAGACGAUGGGGCAUCCCGGGGGGAUUUUGAAGGGCUCACUCCAGGCCACAGGCUCUUUAUGUAUUUUGGGCAACAUGUAGAAGAGCCUGGGCCUGGGUUGGGCAUCCCCCAGAAGGUUAUCGCGUUGUUUGUGCGUAAUGUAUUUUUUUCUCCAAAGGGAGUGAAUCAAUUCAAAGAUCAUCGGAACGGUCUCAGUAUAUAUGGGAGCCUCAAGUUUGGAGUAAUAGCGCGCAUCGUGCAGCUGCCUGUGGCCCUCCCAUAUAUACUGAGACCUAUCCAUGAUGACAACAGCGCUGCCUUUAUCGGCGGGCUUGAUGACUAUGUUUUUGUUUCCAAUCAGUUGUCGGAGAGCCUCCGACUCCUCGGGGAGGAGGUUAGCGGGGACCGGGUUGAUCCUAAAGGAGUCAGCGUAAUACAGGAGGUCAUCACUGAUCAGACGCGUCACCUCAACCGGGAUAUCAUCAUCUGGCGGAACCCACGAAGACUUAACCAGUUUGCGGACCUUGGGGUCGACGGCGGUCUUCGCCAGAACCGCGGAGGCAUGACGGAAGGACGCGCCAGGGUAGCCGUCGAUCUGAAGACCAGUCACCAGCAGGUGGAGUGAGGGGGACCACGGUGCCUGCACCUUCCGGAGUCGCCAGCAGUGGUUGCUGGUUGUCCCCAGACCGGGUGGCGUUGGGAGGACAGCUCGCGACAGAAUCAAAAAUAAACACAUAAUAAAAUGACACUGUUGCAUUAAAUGAUUGCAGUGGGGGACAAAAAACAAAUAACAGAAAAGAAUGAAAGCAUAAAAAAAUUCGGAACGUGCCCCGAAUAAUAUAUUUAGUAAUAAUGUGACCGUAAAUACGGUUCAAACAUCAGAAGCAUCCUUAUUUACACAUGGUAUACAUUUUUAGAUUACAUAUGUACAAGAGAGAAGAGGAAGCAGCAGGUGAGUGGGGGGUGGAAGAUGAGCAGGGUUGGUAAAUAAAUAAUAUGGUAAAGGGAGGGGGGGCCGAUCGUAAGGUCGAAUUAAACCGCACUGUAACUAAAAGUAUAUACAAUGUUAUUUUUAUAUGUUACACUACCAUCAAACAUCCAGGAGAUGGAGCUGGAGAACCGUGGUGAUAUAAUUAAUUUGGGUCACCAACAGGGGGUGCUAAUGUGACCGGUUCGUUCAGCGUUGUGUUUCUUUCUAAUUAUGAAUGACGUGACCCACGAUGUGUCUGGACUCGGGCACUCCGACGUCCAUUUAUUCGAUCUGAAUCUGAAUACACACAUAUACAAAUAGCUUCCUUAGCCCUUGUGCCCUUACUCCAACUCUCUUCCCAAGGGUAUCGCAACAAAGGGCAACUACAUACAAUAUUACAACAGAAAUGAUUGAAAUAAAAGGAAUAAAAGACAUACCUGAAUACACACAUAUACAAAUAGCUUCCUUAGCCCUUGUGCCCUUACUCCAACUCUACGAAACACACAGGGGGGGAAGGGGAACUAGCAUGGCUACACGAGGGUCAGUUAUAUGCUAGUACAUCGCAACAAAACACAAAGUUACCCAUAACACAGAAAUCUAUCUAAUAACUAUGGAUAGAUUAUAAACCCCAGACUUCCAAUUAAACAAUAUAUAAUCAAAAUAACUAAUAUAAAUAAUGAUAAAUUAUAAGAUGGUCAAAGAUUUGAUUACAAUAUAAAUGUACACACCUCUUCCCAAGGGUAUCGCAACAAAGGGAAGAGGGCAGGGGGCGCGGGAAACUUAUCGGGUUCUCUGGAAUGUGGGCGGGAGUAUAGAAGGAGGUGGAGCCAAAUC